AUGUCAACAUUCCUGCUUGGUGCUAGACAACAGGAGAGAGACAACAUUCACUUUGUCAUGCCUGGCAGUGUGACCAGGGAAACCUGCAUGAAAGUAACAAAGCCUCCACAAAAGAAAGAUGCUGAAGAUGUCCACAGCUGCACAGAAUGCACAUUUUCUGGCACUGUUGAUGAGUUCGUUGACCACUGGUACAAAUAUCAUUCAUCUGGACUCAGUUACCUGAGAUGCCCCAAAUGCCCCAAAACUUUCAGGAAGAAAGACUUUCUUCUGCUUCAUAUCAAGUAUCAGCAUCAACAGAAAGCAAUGAGAACUAAAAAAGAACCAGAAGACAUUAAGGAAAACUUUGAAGAGUCUCCAAACUUUAAUCUUGGAAGAAGUCUGCUUGAAAGGGUUUGUCAUGAAUUGCAAAGACAAGAAUUACCAAGAUCUGAGACGGAUAGACCACCAAUUUCAGAUAUUGGUUCAAGAAGUGCUGGAAACAGGUCUAUGCAGACAAUGCCUACAUCUUCAUUGAGUGCACCAUUGCUGUCUAGCCAGAAUGUGCCGUGGCCUCAGUUACCAAUACUUCCAUCACAACAUCCCGUUCCAAGGUCAGAUCCACCACUUCUAGUAUCCCAGGUGCCCACACCACAAGCAGUGCCUUUACAGGGGCAAGUAGCACCCUUCUACCCCGCCACUGUAUCUGUUCCCAAACCUGUGCCACCUCCUCUUAGACCUCCACCUCUUCUUACAUCACCACCUCUCCCUCAACCUGUCCCUCCGCCUGCUAUAGGAAGUCAGUCAUUUCCACCAGCAUAUCCUCAGCCACCUGUACCAUGGUUUUCAAAUACAUCAAAUACACAAACUUCUCCUCAAGCAGGUGCCGCAUUACAACUCCCACAGACUGGGCAAGUGAUCACUCAGUCUGUAAGUGUUCAGCCACCAGAGUUUGUAAUGGAACAACCACCUGUUGCUUCUCAGUCAGUAAUAAUACCAAGUGAAGAUCACAGUAGUAUCCCUGAACUUGAUGCUCAGGAUUUAAACGAUUUUGACACUGGCAAUGUGACAACUCAGGAAACGUCCCCUGAAUCUGAAAGUGAACCAGAGAUGGUAACUGAAAAGAAAGCAAAUGAUGAAUUGAGAAGAUCAGUCCAGUCUGGGUCAGUUCUUGCUCUGAGCCCAGAAUGGACAAAGACAUUGAAAAUUGCACAUCCCAAGAAGUCAUCUCUUGAAGAAAACACUUCUGAGAAAAAAUGUAGCUUCAAAACCCAAGUGAAAUUUGUUCCAAAAUUUGAUAGAACACUUCCAGACUCAAUCCGAAAAUUCCUACUUUGGAGUCACAUAAUGAUGGAGAGAUUAGAGGAUGCUAAUAUUAAAGUAAGAAGGGGACUUAAAGCAGAUGAAGGACAAGGUGAUGUAGCAGAAGGCGAUGAUGAUGAAGACCCUGAGGAAAUGUUGGAUUUUUCUUCAGAUGAAGAAACUGGUGGUGGAAAAAGUACUGCAGUUAAAGGAACAUUGAGUCAAGCAGAUGAGGAUAUGAAAGCAAGGGCACAAACUGUUGCUGAGAAAGUGGUUGCAGACUAUAGAAGUACGAACAGAUAUACAAAAGUCGCAUCAAAUAAAGGACAGUCUGGAAAAGGAGUGGGUAAACAAAGGAUGCUUGACAAACAGGUUUUAGGUCAGUUGUUUCACAAGUCCAUUGGCAUGAUAAAAUAUCUGUCUAAGAGAGCCAAUGUUGAUGCUGACUUAGUCCGCCAUGGUAUUUCAUGGGUCAAAAGAGACAUUAGAAAAAUGCUUGAACAAGAAAGGACAGUUAUUAAUGGUGAUUGGUCAAGGAAGGAACAUCAGCAGAGGACAGAUAACCGUGAUCUAAUAAGAGAUGAACAUCAGCGCUGGACAAAUAACUUUGGUUGGUCAAGGGAUGAAUUUCCUGACUUGCAGAUGCAUGACAGAGGUCAAGCGCAGUUCUUCGAGGACGAAAGAUUUUCUCAGGAGGAGUAUUUGGACUGUACAGAUGAUGACAGAAUAAGUUCUAGUAACUUUGCUGAUGGUGGUACCACAAAACCUUCAAAGAAACGUAGCAAAAAGAGAAAACGAUCCCGUAGAGGCAAUGAAAGAUUUUCUCAGGAGGAGUAUUUGGACUGUACAGAUGAUGACAGAAUAAGUUCUAGUAAUCCAGUGGAGAUGGUAGCCCUUUAG
Messenger RNA from Haliotis rubra (blacklip abalone), 2178 nucleotides. RefSeq names its product titin-like. The transcript has 2 exons. Lineage: Eukaryota; Metazoa; Mollusca; Gastropoda; Lepetellida; Haliotidae. The coding region runs from base 1 to 2178 and encodes 725 amino acids. The record is from RefSeq and is a predicted model, not a curated record.